Sphenostylis stenocarpa is the source of this 705-nucleotide messenger RNA. The record is from the annotation of a GenBank genome assembly. Lineage: Eukaryota; Viridiplantae; Streptophyta; Magnoliopsida; Fabales; Fabaceae.
AUGAAUGUGAAAUCCCAUUCUUCCUUCUUCCUCGUGUUUCUUAUAGGUAUUACUCACACACAUGUUUGUCUAGCGGAAUGUGAUAACGUGAAGGACUAUUGCCCUACAAGUGCUCAACCCCAAAAGCAAGCCAUAUUCAUCAAUGGCCUCUCCUGUGAGAACCCAGAUAACACAAGUGCCCAUGAUUUCAAGAGCAUGGAACUAAGCAAGCCUGGUUCCAGGGACGAUUUUGGUUCACUAGUUAAAAUUGUUACUGCUUCCAAGUUUGCAGGGCUAAACACUCUUGGCCUUUCAAUCGGUAGAAGUGACAUUGAAGUGGAUGGGCUUGUGAACCUCCACAAUCACCCAAGAGCCACUGAGAUGAUCUAUGUGAGGGAAGGAAGAUUGGUGGCUGCGUUUCUCAACACCCAAAACCGGCUCUUCCAAAAGACUCUCGAUGCUGGCGACGUCUUUGUCAUCCCCAAGGGCUUGUUCCACUUCUUCCUCAACCGUGGUGUACAAGUUGCAACCGUGUUCUCAGUUUUCAACAGCCAAAAUCCAGGACUAGAAUCACUCUCUUCCAUACCCUCUGAGUCUGAGAACACUCUGGAAUCAGUUGAGAAGAUAAAGAUGAAGCUCAGUUCACUCUCUGACUCACAACUUCAUGGUGAGAGUGAUUUGACUUCGGCAGUGCUGGAUAUCAUUCAUAACCAUCAUAGCUCAUAA